This is a messenger RNA of Syzygium oleosum, 675 nucleotides long. Its product is annotated as MLP-like protein 34. Bases 89 to 541 code for a protein of 150 amino acids. The record is from RefSeq and is a predicted model, not a curated record. Gene Ontology annotation, biological process: defense response. The transcript is spliced from 2 exons. NCBI's taxonomy places the organism in Eukaryota, Viridiplantae, Streptophyta, Magnoliopsida, Myrtales, Myrtaceae.
CAUUCACCAGGUACUCACCAAGUUUGGAAAGUUACAUAUCGUCGCUUUCAUCUUGUUGGGUACUUUUUUUUUCUCAGAAGAGGAGACAAUGGCAGUGAGAGGAAAGGUGGAGGUGGAGGUGGAUCUCAAGUCAUCCGCUGCUCAGUUCUACGGCUUCUUCAGGAACACCCCACACCACCUUCCUAAAGCUUGCACUGAGCUGCACGCUGGGGAGAUCCAUGAAGGUGAAUGGCUCUCUGCGGGCUCCGUUAGGAAGUGGACUUACUCUGUCGAAGGGAGAAAGGAGACAUUCAAGGAGAAGGUCCAGUUUGACGACCAGAACAAGAGCAUAACCCACGUCGGCAUCGAAGGCGAGGUGUUCAACUAUUACAAGACCUACAAGGCCAUCUGGAAGGCCGUCCAUGGGGCUGGAGGACCAGACGUCGUCAAGAUGAUCAUCGAGUACGAGAAGUUGAACGAGAGCAUGCCACACCCAGUCAAGUAUCUCGAUUUCAUGGCGAACAUGACCAAAGACAUCGAUGCUCACCUCGUCAAGGCCUAAGCCCUACGAAAGAAGAGGAAGAAGAACUAUGAUGUCUGCUUGUGUUUCGAAUAUCCAAAUAAACAAGCAUAAAUAAACAGGGAGUGAUCAGCACUACUUAGUAAGUGCUGAACUCUCUGAUCUGUUUUCGUGUC